This is a messenger RNA of Sporothrix schenckii 1099-18, 243 nucleotides long. RefSeq lists its product as uncharacterized. Lineage: Eukaryota; Fungi; Ascomycota; Sordariomycetes; Ophiostomatales; Ophiostomataceae. The transcript has a single exon. The record is from RefSeq and is a predicted model, not a curated record. The coding region runs from base 1 to 243 and encodes 80 amino acids.
AUGUCUAUCAUCGCCGAGACAGAAACGGCGAAACAAGCAUCAGUGCAAACUGUGACCGAAAUGGAAAAGCGGGAUGGAGCGCCGCCGAAAAAUGGAAAGGAACAUAAAAAGAUGUUUCUGUUCAUAGAGCGACCUGGACGAAUGGUAAUCGGACAAGAAAAUGAGAAUCAAAAGGGGAGAGGAAAAAAACCGGGGGACCCUGUCGACGGACAGGCGCAGCACCGGAAGCUGUUAAACGGAUAG